Drosophila ananassae is the source of this 604-nucleotide messenger RNA. RefSeq lists its product as uncharacterized. Bases 69 to 557 code for a protein of 162 amino acids. Gene Ontology annotation, biological process: regulation of microtubule polymerization or depolymerization. Lineage: Eukaryota; Metazoa; Arthropoda; Insecta; Diptera; Drosophilidae. The transcript has a single exon. The record is from RefSeq and is a predicted model, not a curated record.
AAACAGUGUAGGGCUUCUCAAACCUUUGUUCGAAGCAUCAUCAAAAUUCAAAAAUUCCUUUCAAAAUUAUGAGUGUCCCUGAGGGAAUCGCGGGAGCCUCGCCCGGCUCCAGAGCCUCGGCCUUCUAUGUCCACCUCCAGGAUCCGGUGAAGGAUCGUCCGCCCGUCGAGCUGCAGCUCAAGCACCACCGCCCGUCGCCACGUCCCCUGGCGGAGCGGCAGGCGGCGGCGGCUGAGCGUCGCAACGCUUUGGAGGAUCUCAAGGUGCAGGAGCUGUCGGUCCGCUUGGCCAAAGUGGCCCUCCUAACGGACCGUUACCAUCGGCACACCACCAAGAGCUGGCUGGAGGCCCGGGAUCGUAUUAGCCGCGACAUGGACGCCCAUGUGCGCCGUCGUACGACCCAGAUAUCGAACCGCCUGAAACACCUAUCCGAGCACAAUGACGAGGUGAAGGCCCGCAAGGAGGAGGCCCGGCAGGAGCGGUUCCUGCGGAAGCUAGCCCACCUCUACGAGGUCAAGACGGAGAGCACGAUUUCGCAAUUUUGGGGUAAACUUUAGGACUAAACACUACACAGUAAGAAAUUAAAUACAUUUUUUGCAUAUAA